UGUUUUUGGCGCUAACACCGUUCACAGUGAAUCCAUGGGGGAAGAAGCUUCAGAGCAGCAGCUUGUUAUAGAAUCCAUGGAUGAAGAUGCUGUAGAGCUACCGGAAACCCCUAUUGAAGCUGUAGAAGAGAAACCAUCGGAAGAACCUUACCCUUGGCCGGUUAUUCAGUAUGAUGUUCCGCCGUAUCUAACCUAUCAUUUCUUCAAUCAGUUCAGGACGCCUUCAAACCCUAAUAAUUUCUUAAAGGGUGUCAAAUGGUCUCCUGAUGGUUCUGGUUUCCUCACUUGCUCUGAUGAUAAUACCUUUUGUUUAUAUAACUUGCCAUAUGAUGAAAGUGGACAGCUUGCUGAUUUUUCCUCAUCAGCUGCUGAUACAGAUUCGUAUGCUGCAAGUCUUGUCAUGAGUGACGGGGAGUCUGUAUAUGACUAUUGCUGGUAUCCCUAUAUGUCUUCUUCAAGUCCAGAGACAUGUGUUUUUGCAAGUACUACCCGUGAUCACCCUAUUCAUCUCUGGGAUGCUACUACUGGACAGUUACGUUGUACAUACCGUGCUUAUGAUGCCAUGGACGAGAUCACUGCUGCCUUUUCAAUUGCCUUCAAUCCCGCAGGGACUAAGAUAUUUGCUGGUUACAACAAAUCCAUAAGAAUAUUUGAUAUUCAUCGGCCUGGCAGAGAUUUUACCCAGCACUCCACCCUUCAAGGAAAUAAAGAAGGGCAAUCAGGAAUUAUAUCCUCAAUGGCUUUCUGUCCAAGCCAUUCAGGGUUAUUGGCAACUGGCUCAUAUAGCCAAACUACUGCCAUACAUAGGGAAGAUAACAUGGAACUUCUCUAUGUCUUGCAUGGUCAAGAAGGUGGGGUUACACAUGUCCAAUUCUCAAAAGACGGAAACUACUUGUACACUGGUGGCCGGAAGGACCCUUACAUACUGUGCUGGGACAUUCGGAAGACUGCUGAAAUUGUUUACAAGAUGUACAGAUCAUCAGAAACUACCAAUCAGCGGAUAUAUUUUGAUAUUGAACCUCGAGGUCAGCAUCUCGGCUCCGGAGGACAGGAUGGCUCAGUUCACAUUUAUAAUCUUCAAACCGGACAGUGGGUAUCCAGCUUCCGAGCUGCAUCAGACACGGUUAAUGGCUUUUCAUUUCAUCCUUUCCUGCCGAUGGCUGCCUCUUCAUCAGGCCAACGGAGAUUUGGAGUUAUAGAUGACUCCCACGAGGAUAUGCUCCUUACAGGUGAUGAAAAUUGUGUUUCUGUGUGGAGCUUCGCCUAUUCAGCAUCUGUAGAAAAUGAUGUUAGUCCCAUUUCCGGGGUCUCAAAUGGUAAAUCUGAGCUCGAUGAGGACCUUCACGUUCUUCAAGAACCUUGAUCCAUUUAGGGACUUGUGUAUAAACUUAUCGUUGCAUGGGCUAACAUCACCUCCAUUUACCACAACUAAUCCAUGCUUAACAAACUCUAUUUAUGAAUGUAUGCACAUUAGCUCUGCUGCUUUAAAUAUUCUUCCAGUUGUUUUAUUAGCUCAUAGAUGUUACUUUCUGUAUUUGCCUCAUUUGAACUUAUUUUACCAGUUUUGAUAGAUGUGACAACUGAAGAAUAGGUUGGAUAGCUUAAAUUAUGCAAGAAGAAAUUUACUACAUGCAAGUUCUAUAGAA
Molecule: messenger RNA, 1646 nt
Organism: Solanum lycopersicum (tomato)
Lineage: Eukaryota; Viridiplantae; Streptophyta; Magnoliopsida; Solanales; Solanaceae
Molecular function (GO): protein binding
Source: RefSeq, a predicted model, not a curated record